This is a messenger RNA of Juglans regia (Persian walnut), 1336 nucleotides long. RefSeq names its product myb-related protein 306-like. Gene Ontology annotation, biological process: response to auxin. The transcript has 3 exons. Lineage: Eukaryota; Viridiplantae; Streptophyta; Magnoliopsida; Fagales; Juglandaceae. The coding region runs from base 144 to 1121 and encodes 325 amino acids. The record is from RefSeq and is a predicted model, not a curated record.
AUGCAGACCUAGUACACCUUCUCCUUGGACACUUGUCGUAGCUUAUCCGAGAAAGAAAUUUAAAGAACUCGAGAGGAAGAAGACCCAUCAGUUGAUCAUCUGAAGAAAUUAGAAGACUUUCGAAGAGAAGGUAACAAGGUGAAAUGGGUAGGCCUCCUUGCUGCGAUAAAGAGGGGGUCAAGAAAGGUCCUUGGACUCCUGAAGAAGAUAUCUUGUUAGUCUCUUAUAUUCAAGAACACGGUCCUGCGAAUUGGAGGGCUGUUCCUACCAAUACAGGGUUGCUUAGAUGUAGUAAGAGUUGCAGACUUAGAUGGACUAAUUACCUCAGGCCAGGGAUCAAACGUGGUAACUUUACAGACCAAGAGGAGAAGACGAUAAUCCACCUCCAAGCUCUUUUGGGCAAUAGAUGGGCAGCCAUAGCUUCAUACCUCCCACAGAGAACAGAUAACGACAUUAAAAACUACUGGAACACCCACUUGAAUAAGAAGCUUAAAAAGCUUCAAACAGGACUAGAAGGCCAUCCCAGAGAUGGCCUUUCAGCUUCACAGAAAAUGCCCCGAGGUCAGUGGGAGAAAAGGCUCCAAACUGAUAUCCACUUGGCCAAGCAGGCUCUUCGUGAGGCCCUAUCCCCAGAGAAACCAAGCUACAUGUCUGGAUCGAAGUCGUCUGAUGUAUGGUCUAAUGCAAAUCCGGCUCAAUCAUCAAACUAUGCAUCAAGCACAGAGAACAUAUCCCGGUUGCUCAAAGGCUGGAAGAGAAGUCCCCCAAAGCCAUCUGAAACAAACUCAGUAAUGACUCAAAAUUCCUUAAACAACAUGAGUGGCACAGACUCUGUAUCGAGUGAUCAUGGAACUCCAAGCUGGAAGUCAAAUGACAAGGACCUUAUUCUACCCGGGGCAUUUGAUUCUCUUUUUGGUUUCGAGUCUUUCGAUUCUUCACAUUCUGAUACUUCACAGUCUAUGUCACCUGAGGCAACCCUUUUCCAAGCUGAAAGCAAGCCGGAUUCAUGUGCCCAACUGCCGUUUUCAUUGCUUGAGAAGUGGUUGUUUGAUGAAGGUGCUAGCCAAGGGAAAGAUUUCCUAAAUGAUAUCACAUUAGAUGACAGUGCUAAUCUUUUCUAAAGUGGUUGUUUGGGGAUUUGGAGCUUAGUUUUUUGUUCUAGGUCUUGAACUAAUGAAUAUCCAGUUGCAUGCCUUGGCAGUCUUAGUUUGGUACUCCUUUAGUGCUAGAACAGAAGUGUAAAUUUGACAUUAUCGGGUAAUUAAAUGUUCUUGAUCGAGAAUAAACUUACAGUCUUGUAUCUGUUCUCAGUGAAACGAUUUAUAUUAGGUAAUAA